AUGGGCGAAAGAGAAGGCGAUAAAUCAGAGUAUUUCGGUACCGCGUUGGCUGCUGCUGCUGCUGCUGCUGCUGCUGCUGCUGCUGCUGCUGCUGCUGCUGCUGCUGCUGCUGCUGCUGCUGCUGCUGCUGCUGCUGCUGCUGCUGCUGCUGCUGCUGCUGCUGCUGCUGCUGCUGCUGCUGCUGCUGCUGCUGCUGCUGCUGCUGCUGCUGCUGCUGCUGCUGCUGCUGCUGCUGCUGCUGCUGCUGCUGCUGCUGCUGCUGCUGCUGCUGCUGCUGCUGCUGCUGCUGCUGCUGCUGCUGCUGCUGCUGCUGCUGCUGCUGCUGCUGCUGCUGCUGCUGCUGCUGCUGCUGCUGCUGCUGCUGCUGCUGCUGCUGCUGCUGCUGCUGCUGCUGCUGCUGCUGCUGCUGCUGCUGCUGCUGCUGCUGCUGCUGCUGCUGCUGCUGCUGCUGCUGCUGCUGCUGCUGCUGCUGCUGCUGCUGCUGCUGCUGCUGCUGCUGCUGCUGCUGCUGCUGCUGCUGCUGCUGCUGCUGCUGCUGCUGCUGCUGCUGCUGCUGCUGCUGCUGCUGCUGCUGCUGCUGCUGCUGCUGCUGCUGCUGCUGCUGCUGCUGCUGCUGCUGCUGCUGCUGCUGCUGCUGCUGCUGCUGCUGCUGCUGCUGCUGCUGCUGCUGCUGCUGCUGCUGCUGCUGCUGCUGCUGCUGCUGCUGCUGCUGCUGCUGCUGCUGCUGCUGCUGCUGCUGCUGCUGCUGCUGCUGCUGCUGCUGCUGCUGCUGCUGCUGCUGCUGCUGCUGCUGCUGCUGCUGCUGCUGCUGCUGCUGCUGCUGCUGCUGCUGCUGCUGCUGCUGCUGCUGCUGCUGCUGCUGCUGCUGCUGCUGCUGCUGCUGCUGCUGCUGCUGCUGCUGCUGCUGCUGCUGCUGCUGCUGCUGCUGCUGCUGCUGCUGCUGCUGCUGCUGCUGCUGCUGCUGCUGCUGCUGCUGCUGCUGCUGCUGCUGCUGCUGCUGCUGCUGCUGCUGCUGCUGCUGCUGCUGCUGCUGCUGCUGCUGCUGCUGCUGCUGCUGCUGCUGCUGCUGCUGCUGCUGCUGCUGCUGCUGCUGCUGCUGCUGCUGCUGCUGCUGCUGCUGCUGCUGCUGCUGCUGCUGCUGCUGCUGCUGCUGCUGCUGCUGCUGCUGCUGCUGCUGCUGCUGCUGCUGCUGCUGCUGCUGCUGCUGCUGCUGCUGCUGCUGCUGCUGCUGCUGCUGCUGCUGCUGCUGCUGCUGCUGCUGCUGCUGCUGCUGCUGCUGCUGCUGCUGCUGCUGCUGCUGCUGCUGCUGCUGCUGCUGCUGCUGCUGCUGCUGCUGCUGCUGCUGCUGCUGCUGCUGCUGCUGCUGCUGCUGCUGCUGCUGCUGCUGCUGCUGCUGCUGCUGCUGCUGCUGCUGCUGCUGCUGCUAGGGAAGCACCUCUUCGUAGCUGA
This is a messenger RNA of Dicrocoelium dendriticum, 1449 nucleotides long. NCBI's taxonomy places the organism in Eukaryota, Metazoa, Platyhelminthes, Trematoda, Plagiorchiida, Dicrocoeliidae. The record is from the annotation of a GenBank genome assembly.